AUGCUUGGCACACCACUGUACAAUUAUUAUCUUCGUCUUUGUGGUUCGCGAAUAAGUCUCAACACGCAUAUUUAUACCACAACUAUCGAUGCUCCGUGGUUGUUAGAAAUUGACGAUGGAAGUUGGAUUGCUAAUGAAACGUGUCUGAACUGUUUAUAUUUUAAUGAUGAUAACACUUUCAAACUGAGUCCAAUUAGAAUUGGAUCUAAUUGUUCAAUAGGUACACGAUCGAUUCUAUUUGAUGGAAUUAAUAUGCAAAAUAAUAUUAUUGUUCAACCAAUGUCAUCAGUCACUGGCUUCGUAGCAUCUGAAACGAUUGUUGAUGGUGAAGAACACAAAUCUCUUCCACAAAUACCACUAGUAAUCGGUAUUGCUUUUUGUUGGACUUUAUGGUCAAUUAUUGGUUGUUUUAUUUCGCUUCUCCUGUUGAAAUUCGUAGCAGGACCCUGUGCUGCUGGUGACAUAUACUCGAUAGCAUCUUGGUUAUAUUUACAAAAAAUAUGGCUUCGUCAAUUAAUUGUAUCUAGUUUUCAUCAUGCAUGGCUAUUACCGACUGGCUACAAUUAUCUUUAUCCCUAUGUUCUCCGUUGGUUAGGUGCUCAUAUUGAAGAAAAUGUUAAACUCGCUUGGAUAGACACUUUUCUAUCCUGUCCAACAAAUCUAUUGAAACUUGAAACAGAUGUCACUGCUUUUGGUGGAGUUUUAAUAGUUCCUACUGAGUUGACAUUCUCAGGUGAUCAUCGUGUGGAUCAAAUAGUGCUCGGAUCUCAUGCAAACCUUGUCAAUGGAUGUUCAAUCUUGCCUGGUAGUUGCCUUGCAUCUGAGACAAUGAUUGGCAAUUUAACACGUAUCUCGCGAGAGACAAAAAGCAAAUAUGGAGACGUUUUCAUGGGUGUUUCAGCUCGUAUAAUGCCAUUUCAGAUGCCUGUAAGGUCAACAGUACAAGAUCAGAUCGAAAUCAUACCAUUUUGGCGUACAUGUUUGUCUCAUUAUGUCAGCAAAUGUCUUUUAUUAUGCAUUUAUUCAUUUGGUGGUCUCGUUGGUGGAUCAAUCAUUCAUACAAUGCUUGUAUGUGGCCUUUAUCGAUGUCGUUCAUAUAUACGCCAUCAAAUUAUAGAACAAAUAAUAGCAAGAGUAACUCAAGAUUAUGCACAAUUGAUUUGUCCAUUUCUUGGUAAUACGCAAUGGCUCAUUCGACUAUUUGGAGCAUAUGGGGCUCAUAUUGGUGAGAAUUGUAUAGUGCCUGAUAUAUGUACUUCCGAUUAUCAUUUGUUGACUAUUGGAGAUGAUGUUCGACUUAAUGUGCAUGCAUAUAUACAAGGUCACAGUUUCGAACAACGUAUUUUUAAACUAGCACCUGUAUCAAUCGGUAACUCAUGUAUACUGAUGAGUGGCACGAAUGUAAUGGCAGGCUGCAAAUUAAUGGGUAACAGUCGUCUUUAUCCUUUGACAUUAAUAAUGAAAAAUGAUCAAUUACCACCGGAUACUCACUGGAAAGGAGUUCCUGCACAAUCUUACACAGUAAAAACAAGAUUAUCUCGACCGACAAUAGUUCAUAACGAUCUAGUUAAAUAUCAUCAAGGAUACGAGACCAUUAACAAAUUGUUCCUCUGGUACGAACGAAUUGCAAGUAUCUAUACGAAUGUAAACGAAUUACAAUUUAUGAAUUAUGGCUAUGCCGAUAUGGAUGAAUAUAUCGAUGAUCAUACUGGGUAUUAUUCAAGAAAGCUUUAUGAACAGGUUCUUGCAAAUGUAACAUUAACAGAUAAGAAUGUCCUUGAAAUCAACUGUGGUAGAGGUGCUGGUGCUGCAUGGUGUAUUCAUACUCAUGCAUCUCACUCUUAUAUUGGAAUAGAUCCUUCUCAAGAUGUCAUUAACUUAUGUCAGCGACUUUAUUCGACAAUCCCUCGACUUUCGUUCGUAGUAGCUGAUGCAACAAACCAUUUACCAUUCGAAAAUGAGUCAGUUGAUAUUAUUCUCUGUAUUGAAGCAACACAGGCUUUUGGCGAACGAAUAGCAGCCACACAGUUUGCUAAUGAAGUCGUUCGUGUACUUCGUCCAAAUGGAUAUCUUCUAUGGUGUGAUGUUUGUUAUAAGAAUGGGUCAGGUACAUCAGUUUAUGAUCUAAUAGCAAAUGAUGAAUUAAUUAUUGAAGAAAAGAUUAAUAUUACAAAGAAUGUUCUUUAUGCACUUGACAUUCAAAAUAAAUAUCGUACUGAUUUCAUUCAACGUUAUAUUCAAUCUGAAGAACAAGAAUAUUUUCGUCUGUUUGCUGGAUUAUCUGGUACUGAAAUUUAUGAAGACAUGAGCCAAGGACGUUCAGAAUAUUGGCGAGUUGUAUUUCGAAAGAAGACAACAACAAAUAUGCCUGUCAUCUAA
Molecule: messenger RNA, 2379 nt
Organism: Adineta steineri
Lineage: Eukaryota; Metazoa; Rotifera; Eurotatoria; Adinetida; Adinetidae
Source: the annotation of a GenBank genome assembly